AUGGUCGAAAAUCCAAAAAGUCCACAAAUUAACAAUAACUCUGUAAAUAAUUCAGUUGUUAAUACAGAGCGUUUAUUGACAGUGGACCAAUUCGAUGAAAUUUUAGCGUCAUAUUCUAUGAUGAAUGAAAAUGAAAAUAUUGUUUCUGUUUUUGAUGAAUAUUCAAAUGUGACAGACGACUUAUCUGUUCAUGGUAUUCAAGGUCAAAAAAGACCUUUUGAAGAUAGUAUUGAUUCUAUUGAAAGUAAUAAACAUUCAAGUUCAUCAAAUCAUUCACUUUUGAAUGACAUAACAGCAUUAAAACGAAAAUGUUUUGAACUUGAAUCUAAGGUUGAGAAAUUAGAGAAUGGAUCAAUGACACCAAUAGGACAUUCAAACAUUAACCGAAAUUCAAUGGAAACAAUGAAUUUUGUACGUGAUGAUAAAGAAAAUACGAAUGUUGGUAAAGAGAUAUCUAUGGUGGAUAUAGUGCGAGUAUUGAAUAUGGAUGAAAAUAAACUUUUAAAAUGUAAUGAAAAAACAUCAACGGCUACAGCACGUUCUGUGAUAAAAUCAAUGUAUCCAAAUCCACAUUCAAACUUUGGAUACCGUGAUGUUGAUAGAUCUAUUGUUGAUUCAAUCAUUAGUGAGUUAAACAUUGUUUUUCUGAUUGAAUGA
Rotaria sp. Silwood1 is the source of this 657-nucleotide messenger RNA. Lineage: Eukaryota; Metazoa; Rotifera; Eurotatoria; Philodinida; Philodinidae. The record is from the annotation of a GenBank genome assembly.